GACUUUGAAAACGCAGAGGACAACCAGAGAGGAAAGCAAAGCGAAGAAACUGAAGCAAAAAUGGGGUGGAUCGGAGAUACCGUGGAUUCCAUUAAAUCCAUCCAGAUCCGUCAGCUCCUCACUCAGGCCGUCAGUCUAGGAGCUGUAAUUGACACUGAGGAUGGGAGGAAUAUUUUGUAUAAUAGUUGAGACUAAAGAGCGGAAAAAUCAAGUACUACUACUAUAUUUUGUGGUUGGAUCAAGUUUAGCAUGCAUAUGGUUUAAGUUGUCUUCCCUCCACUUUGAAGGAAUGAUUGUUACAUCUGCACUAAUAAUAUGGAAGGCAUUGAUGUGCAUCACUGGUAGUGAGUCUCCUGUGGUGGUUGUUCUAUCUGGAAGUAUGGAGCCUGGCUUUAAGAGGGGGGAUAUUUUGUUUUUGCACAUGAGUAAAGAUCCUAUUCGUGCAGGGGAGAUUGUUGUUUUUAAUAUAGAUGGCCGUGAAAUUCCAAUUGUCCAUCGUGUAAUCAAGGUCCAUGAAAGGCAAGAUACAGGGGAAGUUGAAGUCCUCACGAAAGGAGAUAAUAAUUAUGGGGAUGACAGGCUUUUGUAUGCUCAAGGUCAGCUUUGGCUGCAACGGCACCAUAUCAUGGGGAGAGCUGUUGGGUUCUUACCUUAUGUUGGUUGGGUGACAAUUAUCAUGACUGAAAAGCCUAUCAUCAAGUACAUUCUUAUUGGUGCAUUGGGAUUGCUUGUCAUAACUUCAAAGGACUGAAAGAUGAAGCACCAUGAAGGCUUGGGGGGAAAUCCAAGUAAAACAUUCUUGGAGUGGUUGUUGCCAUUUGUUUUCCCUUGAGAGCGGAUUUCCAAUCUUUUUUUUCUUUUUUCGGUUAAAUUAAGAUGUGAUAGAUGUUUAAGGAUGAGUAGCAUCAGAACCUUGAUAUUGUUUGAUACUUGUGUAGCUGACCUCCAGCCUAACUUCUUCCGCAGUUUUUGGUAAAUUCGAUUAUUACUAAAAUACUAUUCGAAUCCAUUUAAUCU
Molecule: messenger RNA, 1017 nt
Organism: Hevea brasiliensis (rubber tree)
Lineage: Eukaryota; Viridiplantae; Streptophyta; Magnoliopsida; Malpighiales; Euphorbiaceae
Exons: 10
Coding region: 161-751 (196 amino acids)
Cellular component (GO): membrane; signal peptidase complex
Molecular function (GO): serine-type endopeptidase activity
Source: RefSeq, a predicted model, not a curated record